Messenger RNA from Candidozyma haemuli, 1773 nucleotides. RefSeq lists its product as uncharacterized. The coding region runs from base 1 to 1773 and encodes 590 amino acids. Gene Ontology annotation, molecular function: amino acid transmembrane transporter activity. Gene Ontology annotation, biological process: amino acid transmembrane transport. The record is from RefSeq and is a predicted model, not a curated record. NCBI's taxonomy places the organism in Eukaryota, Fungi, Ascomycota, Pichiomycetes, Serinales, Metschnikowiaceae. Gene Ontology annotation, cellular component: membrane. The transcript has a single exon.
AUGGGUUUCUCUAAUUUCUUGCACGACAACUUUGUUCCUUACGUUCCUAAAUCUCUGGAACAGCUUCAAAGGACCCUGACAUCAGCAGAUGUGGAUUCACAGACGCUGAACAAGGGAGAGAAGGCCGGUGAUGUGAGCUCGGUCCAUUCGACUCUCACCUUCACUUCCAGAGACAGUUCUAACCAUCUCCACAGAAGUUUGAGAAGCAGACAUGUCCAGUUGCUUGGUAUUGGUGCCACAAUCGGUUCUGCUAUCUUCGUGGCCAUUGGUAAAGACUUGGUUUACGGCCCUCUCAACUUGUUGCUUGGGUUUAUUGUUUGGUCUAUUCCUAUCUUGUGUAUCACUAUCAGUACUGCUGAGAUGGUGACAUACUUGCCCAUCACCUCUCCUUUUGUUAGAUUGGCUGGUCGGUGCUGCGAUAACGCUUUGGAGGUUAUGACAGCCUGGAACUUCUGGUUUUUGUGCUGUGCUCAGAUUCCUUUUGAAGUUGUCACUGUGAACUCUAUUAUUCACUACUGGAGAGAUGACUUCUCCCCUGGUAUUCCAUUGGCGAUUCAGGUAGUGUUGUACUUCUUAAUCAAUAUCUUUGGUGUGGCUAUUUACGGUGAAGUCGAGUUUUGGUUGAGUUUGGGUAAAGUUAUCUUGGCUGUUGCUCUUAUUCUUUUCACUUUCGUUACAAUGGUUGGCGGUAAUCCUCAGAACGAUGCUUUUGGAUUCCGUUACUGGCGUGACCCUGGUGCUAUAAGUUCUUUCGAGUACACGGGAAGCACUGGUAACUUCAGAGGUUUCUUGUCCUGUUUGAUUAGAGCUACGUUCACUUUUGCUGGACCUGAGUAUGUUUCUCUCGUGGCCAGUGAGACCGUAAACCCAAGGAAGACAUUGCCGUCAGCCUACAAGCAGGUCUUCAUUAGGUUGACAGUUUUCUUUAUCGGAGGUGCCCUUUGUGUGGGUAUCUUGGUGCCUCACAAUGACCCUCUUUUGUUGGAGAGCCGUGGUGUUACCAAACCAGGUGCUGGUGGCUCCCCAUACGUCAUUGCUAUGCAAAACAUGGGAAUCAAGGUGUUCCCAGACAUUGUGAAUGGUUUGUUGAUUACAUCUGCUUUCUCGGCUGGUAACUCUUACACUUACUGUUCUUCUAGAACAUUGUACGGUUUUGCAUUAGACGGUUACGCUCCUAGAUUCCUCACAGCUACAACUAAGUCGGGUAUUCCAAUGUAUUGUAUGUUGAUUUCGUUGGCAUGGGCCUUCAUCUCAUUCUUGCAAAUGGAUCAAGGCUCAGCUGUUGUGUUGGAUUGGAUUAUCAAUUUGAUCACCUCUUGCCAGUUGAUCAACUUUAGCAUUUUGAGUUUUACCUACAUCUUUUUCUACCGGGCAAUGAAGGCUCAAGGCAUUGAUCGUCACUCUUUACCGUUCAGAGGAUGGUACCAGCCAUGGUUGGCUAUCUUUGGCGGUUGUAUGGCCUUUACAAUGACAUUUGUUGGUACUUACGAGAUUUUCAUGCCUGGUGGAUGGGACUACCAAGCAUUUUUGUUCUCCUACUUGAUGAUUUUCAUCGACAUUGGCAUAUUUGUGUUUUACAAGAUUUUUAGACGCACCAAGUUUAAGAAGGCUUCCGAAGUGGAUUUGGUGACCGGCCUUAAGGAGGUCGAAGAGCACGAGGCUUGGUACUACCAGCAACUUGAGGAGAAGAACCGUUUGAAGGAGAACGGCGAGAUCAAGUAUAGCUUGUGGCAGAGGUUUUGUACUGUUGUUUUUGGUAGUGAGCUUGAUUAA